Molecule: messenger RNA, 1774 nt
Organism: Chlamydomonas reinhardtii
Lineage: Eukaryota; Viridiplantae; Chlorophyta; Chlorophyceae; Chlamydomonadales; Chlamydomonadaceae
Exons: 3
Coding region: 195-437 (80 amino acids)
Source: RefSeq, a predicted model, not a curated record
GCCAUAAUAGCGUUAUAGUGCUGUCACAAAGACACAAAAGCGCCGACCGACACUUGCGGUUAAGGCCCAGACCCUUCCCUGCUAUCAAAGCCACCAGCACACUAGAGCUCGUGGCGUGGUGUGCUAUCUGGAAAUUGUGUAUCAGCCCCGACUAAGGCGCCCUCGCAACUUGCGAGGACACGGAGUUACGCACCAUGGCAGCGGAGCAGCCCCGGAAGGACGCUGGGAUGGGCAGGUCAUUUCUCGCACGGAUUGCGGCCAGCGCGGAGGAGGACCCCAAGACCGCUGAGGCCUUCCUGGCACACAGGCACCAGCCGCCGCAGGAGGGCGACGCCAAGCCGCAGUGGGUUGACCCCGUCAAGCCUCUGACGGCUGAGGAAGAGCGGCUGUGGAAGGAGUACUCGCUCAACUUCGCGCGGCGGCUCAACAAGAUGUGAGGCCAGCGCGCAGCAGGAGGGGGCAGGGGAGGGCACUGGCGCGGCACAGGUACCGGCGGCUGAUGGACAGGCCGGGCGAACCCGUAGCACGGUGGUGGCGGCAGUGGCGGCCCCCGUGGCGGCAGCAGCGAGCGCCAGGCCCAAUCGCGGCAGCGACUGCAGCUCGGGGUCUCAGUGACUGCAGAUACAUACGGAGUGGAGGGAACAAGCAAAGCCACAAGGUGGAGAGCGUGGUGCUGCCCGGACAAGCGGCGCCGGCGUGUAGGUUGAGACCGGCCGGUGCCUGGCUGUGCGACGGCUGCGUGACGCCCGACUAGCCUGGUUAUACCGUACAUACGUGUGCUACAGCGCACUGGCACUGCUUGGCCGGUGCCUGUGAAAACCGAUACCGGCCAAGUCCAGGAGGUGAGGUUGUGCCGCCGGACCUUGGGCCUUGUUAAUUGGUCUGAUGUGGGCUCAUGCCACUUUCCCCAUGGCCAGUCUCAAGUGUCGUGCGGCUCAACACUGCAUUUGCUGCUUGCCUGGAGUACAUCGCUGCAUGGAACUGCGUCGGCGGGGUGGAGUGGGUGGAUGAGGGCGAAGCACAGACGAACUGACGGAUGCGACAAUGAUAGAACUGAUGCGGUGCUGCGCUUUGUCACGUUGACAUGGGGCCAGUAUACGGUGGCUGAUGAAUCGUGGAUGUGAUGAUAAUGAUGAUGAUUUGGGUGUAUUGAUUGUGUUUCUGCUUAAGGCGUGUGGUUCUGUGUGGGAAGACGGCAUGCCCCUAACACCAGGUGGCAGUGCCAUACCCGACAUGUUGCCCCCCAUCCGAUCCCGUCCCGUCCUAAGGAUUGCAUUGGUUACAAGAGGGACCUGCUGACGCAGUUCACGAGCCAGUGACGUAGGGCUAAGGGUAGUAUUGUAGGGCUAAGUCCCCGGAGCGGCAGUGGCGGCGCAGGGCCUGGCGGCGGCAGCGGCCCUGGGCCCAGCCGUGGCAGCGUGCAUGUGCGUACGAGAGGGGGCAGGCAAGGCCUCGUGGCGGAGCCGCUGGAUAAGUGCCUAAGUGGCGCCGGCGCGCAGGUUAAGCCCUGCCGGUGUCUGGUUUGCGGUCUUUGCUGGCGAGCAUAGCGUGGCACGGUAUGUGGAAGGCCGCAGCAGAAUUUUGUUGCUAGUGGAUUUCCUGCUGUUUGGUUGAUUGCUGGCUGUGCGUGUGCUUGACAGCGGGUCGUGGCUGGACGCAUGGCGGGCCGUGCCUGUACGAACCGACCCCGGCAAUGUCGGGAGCUGGGUUCGACGCUUGAGGACUUGUACGGGCGACGUGGCGUGGGCGCAGCCCACUUUUUCCCAUGCGAGGG